UGGCGCUUUCUAGAACGAACUCCAUCCUUCUCUGUUCUACGAGAACACAAACCAACUCUGUCAUUUCUAAAACGCAACAACGCUUUUCAAUUCAUUCUUCUCAGUUCUCAGUUCUCAGUUCUCACUCACUCACCCAAAAAUGGCAGCAUAUCCAUGGAAAACCUUCGACGAGAACGAAGAUCGCCCCUCCAAGCCUCGCCGCUUCGGCCUCACCGAGAUGCGAAGCCCCCAUUACUCUCUCUUCAGCCACAACGUUCUUCAGGAUAUAUUUGAAUCUAUGGGGGAAUAUGUAGAUGGGUUGAAAUUUUCAGGGGGGUCUCACAGUUUGAUUCCUAAGCCUUUCAUCAAACAGGUCAUAGACAUGGCUCAUCAGCAUGAUGUGUAUGUUAGUACAGGUGAUUGGGCUGAACACUUGAUUCGCAAAGCUCCUUCAGGUUUCAAUGACUAUGUUGAGGAAUGCAAGAAGUUGGGGUUUGACACAAUUGAGCUGAAUGCGGGUUCACUUGGAGUUCCUGAGGAAACCCUUUUGAGAUUUGUUCGCUUGGUUAAAAGUGGUGGCAUGAAAGCUAAGCCUCAUUUUGAAGUGAAGUUUAACAAGUCUGAUAUGCCUAAAGGUGGUGAUAGGGCUUAUGGGGCUUAUAUUCCCCCAGCACCUAGAUCAUCCGAACUAGUUGAAGAUGUGGAUCUCUUGAUCAGAAGGGCUGAGAGAUGUUUGGAAGCAGGUGCAGAUAUGAUACUGAUUGAUGCUGAUGAUGUCUGCAAACAAGCUGAUCAUAUGCGUGCGGAUAUUAUCGCGAAGAUCAUAGGGCGCCUUGGUAUUGAGAAGACUAUGUUUGAAGCAUCAAAUCAGAAAGCAUCUGAGUGGUUUAUCAAACAAUAUGGUCCAAAGGUGAACCUUUUCAUUGAUCACUCGCACUUGGUGGAUGUGGAGUGCCUCAGGGGACGCAACUUAGGCCGAAACAAUGCUUCGGUCCUCGGUUCUUCAUAUUACCUGCUCUGAAGUGAUCGGAUUUUGUAGAGCACCCUGUGGGAUUGGCUUGUUCAUGUGAAAGUCUUGUGCUGUGUAUGACAGUGUGUGUUACUUUUUCCUUCAAUGGGAAAUAGAGAACAUUUAAAUGGGGAGAUUGUAAUAACUAAUAAGUCAAUGUAAUAUGAUUUAGUCGCUUUGGUAAA
Lotus japonicus is the source of this 1173-nucleotide messenger RNA. Its product is annotated as protein HEAT-STRESS-ASSOCIATED 32. Lineage: Eukaryota; Viridiplantae; Streptophyta; Magnoliopsida; Fabales; Fabaceae. The record is from RefSeq and is a predicted model, not a curated record. The transcript has 5 exons. Bases 140 to 1000 code for a protein of 286 amino acids.